This is a messenger RNA of Cyphellophora attinorum, 228 nucleotides long. RefSeq lists its product as uncharacterized. NCBI's taxonomy places the organism in Eukaryota, Fungi, Ascomycota, Eurotiomycetes, Chaetothyriales, Cyphellophoraceae. The record is from RefSeq and is a predicted model, not a curated record. Bases 1 to 228 code for a protein of 75 amino acids. The transcript has 2 exons.
AUGCUGUUUUCACCCCUUCCGGGCGGCCUCUGGCUUGUCCAAACCCUCAGCGUACUCCCCACCCGGCUCUUCAUACCUCGCGACAGGGAGUGGCAGCAGGUGCUUGCUGAAGAAGAAGGGAAGAAGGAGCAGAAGGGCCUGAAGAGGAAAGCUGACGAGCCCAAAGAGGAGGCGGUGAGGUAUGCGGAGGGUCUAGACGAGCUAGUGCUUGCGGAUGAAGACUACUAG